AUGUCCAUGAAAUCAACCUGGCGUGCCAAACACCGGGAAGAUUGGAACUUGAAUCACUGGCAAAUUGGGUUGCUCGACUUUUUCUGUACGCCUUCUGACAAGACGGUCCCAUUGCACUCCAAAAAUGAGAGGAUACCAUAUGUCAACCAGUGGUCUGGGAACAUUUGGGUGCUAUUUUAUGCCUCCAUCCCACUUUGUCUUCAUCAACUCUACGCUUUGCAUAUAGGGUCCAACCUGGGCCCAUAUGCAGUGUUUAUCUUCUACUCUCUCUCAUAUGGCUCCAUUUUGCUAUAUUUAUUGUGCUUGACCAGCCGCCUUGGCUGUAUAUAUGGAUUCCUGGAUGGCGACAAGCAUGAGCGCGAUGGAGUCCCUGAUAUUGGGGUAGGGAAGGUGGUUGCUUCAUUCUACAAAACAUGUGCCUUCCGUUUGUUAUUUUCAACCUAUCUCUCCUACGACCCCAAUAAAACGCCUGUGCAGAUGAGCUGGACAUGGCUUCUUCUGGAGGUCAGUCUAUAUGGACUGGUGAGCGACUUCUGGUUCUACUGCUACCAUCGCCUCAUGCAUGAGGUCAGCUUUUUCUGGAAAUAUCAUCGCACUCACCAUCUUACCAAGCAUCCAAAUGGUCUAUUGAGCGUCUAUGCAGACCAUGAGCAAGAGUUCUUAGACCUGGUUGGGGUUGAAAUCGCGACCUAUCUCACCCUCCAAGUUAUGGGCCUGCCAAUGGGCUUUUUUGAGUGGUGGAUCUGCCUCGUUUAUGGACUCGUCACAGAGGUAGGCGGGCAUACUGGUCUUCGUAUCCACAUGAUAGCUCCCUCGCCAGUUAGCUGGCUAUGGCAGUGGCUGGGUGUUGAGCUUGUCAUGGAGGACCACGAUCUCCAUCAUCGUACCGGCUGGAGGAAGAGUCAUAACUACGGCAAACAGACUCGCUUCUGGGACCACAUUUUCGGUACCUGCGCCGAUCGCAUAGAAUAG
Messenger RNA from Penicillium daleae, 972 nucleotides. Its product is annotated as sterol desaturase family protein. The transcript has a single exon. NCBI's taxonomy places the organism in Eukaryota, Fungi, Ascomycota, Eurotiomycetes, Eurotiales, Aspergillaceae. Gene Ontology annotation, biological process: ergosterol biosynthetic process. Gene Ontology annotation, molecular function: iron ion binding; C-4 methylsterol oxidase activity. The coding region runs from base 1 to 972 and encodes 323 amino acids. The record is from RefSeq and is a predicted model, not a curated record.